This is a messenger RNA of Paralichthys olivaceus (Japanese flounder), 4982 nucleotides long. The record is from RefSeq and is a predicted model, not a curated record. Lineage: Eukaryota; Metazoa; Chordata; Actinopteri; Pleuronectiformes; Paralichthyidae.
UUACUGUUGAGAAACAUUGUUCACAUGUUGAUCUGAGGAGAGAAGAGGAAGAACAAACCCCCAGUUUCUUUUUUUUUUUUUCAAUUGCCGAGGAAAUCCCCCUCCUCAUCCCAGCAGCCGACAAGAUACCGUUUUUGCUUUUGGAUAUGGGUCACUUGUUAUAAUAAAAGAAAAGGGAUUCCUUGUUUCGUGCACGGACAGGAUGGAGGGGGUAUUUGGAAGAUGCAGUGUGUAACAAGAACCAAGUGGAAGAAAACAAGCUGGGAAUUUGCUGUGAAGCCCGUGGACCUAAGCAGGCCUGAGGGCUCUGACAUAUACCAAAUCCCUGCCCACGGGAACGGGGGAGAUUAAAAACUUCUGAUUGAGGUGGAGAGGAAAGAGAAGCGGGAGAGGGGGAGAUAGGGACACAGAGAAAACGUGUAUCGCUCACCUUUGUUCUUCCUGAUGCCCCAAGUGAAGGAUCUCCACAGGAAGUGUGUGUGAAUAACAGCAGCAGCUGCCCACCGCCGUGGUCAGAGGAUGGAGUGAGGGUUUGAAAGAGGAGAAGAGAACUGGAUUACAUGCAGUGAAAGAGUCAAGUCCGUAUUCUCUGUUAAUUGAAUGCCUGCAAGAGAGGAGAGACAUGAGAGGAAGCCUUUCUGCGCCAACUGCUUCCAGAGGUAUUGCAAUUAACCCUCUGGCCAUCAUAAAGUAAUACCUGGCUUCUGCUCUUUUCUGAUUGCUGGGCUCGGUCACACGGGGUGGACGUGCGCUCAGGCCGUGAUCAUGUCUCAACCCUCAGCGUGUCGACCGGAUCGGACCGGCUGUCAGAGAAAUGGCCUGUUUCUGUCGCUGCUGCUGCUGCUUCUCCUCAGCUCUCUGAAGGCCGCCCAGGCUGCCAAGCCCAAAGGGCCGGGACACACACAUUUGAACUCCAUCCGCAUAGAUGGAGACAUCUCCCUGGGUGGGCUUUUCCCGGUGCACGCCCGAGGGCACGACGGAAAGCCGUGCGGGGAGCUGAAGAAGGAGAAGGGCAUACACAGGCUGGAGGCCAUGCUCUUCGCCCUUGACCGCAUCAAUAAUGACAAUAAUCUGCUGCCCAACAUCACACUGGGAGCUCGUAUUCUGGACACCUGCUCCCGGGACACUCACGCCUUGGAGCAGUCUCUCACCUUCGUGCAGGCUCUAAUCGAGAAGGACGGCACCGACGUCAAGUGUCUGGGUGGCGGAGCGCCCAUCAUCACCAAACCUGAGAGGGUGGUGGGCGUCAUUGGAGCGUCCUCCAGCUCUGUCUCCAUCAUGGUGGCCAACAUACUUCGCCUGUUUAAGAUACCCCAGGUGAGCUACGCCUCCACAGCUCCGGAGCUCAGCGACAACACCCGCUACGACUUCUUCUCCCGAGUGGUGCCUCCAGACACCUACCAGGCCCAGGCCAUGGUGGACAUCGUCAAGGCCAUGCGCUGGAACUACGUCUCCACCGUGGCCUCUGAGGGAAACUACGGAGAGAGCGGCGUCGAUGCUUUUAUUCAGAAGUCUCGGGAGGACGGGGGUGUUUGCAUCUCCCAGUCAGUCAAGAUUCCCCGGGAGCCCAAGCAGGGAGAGUUCGACAAGGUCAUCCGGCGACUCAGAGAAAACCCAAACGCAAGAGUCGUCAUAAUCUUUGCCAACGAAGAUGAUAUCAGGCGGCUACUUCAUGCAGCUAAAAAGGCGAACCAGACAGGUCAUUUCAUCUGGGUGGGCUCGGACAGCUGGGGCUCAAAGAUCUCUCCGGUUGUGCACCAGGAGGAGAUGGCAGAGGGAGCCGUCACCAUCCUGCCCAAGCGCCAGUCCAUCAAAGGGUUUGAUCGCUACUUCAUCAGCCGAACGCUGGAGAACAACAGACGGAAUAUCUGGUUUGCUGAGUUCUGGGAGAACAACUUCAGCUGCAAGCUCAGCCGUCACGCCGUGAAGAAAGGGUCCGGGCUCAAAAAGUGCACAAGCAUAGCUGGCAACCCUGUGCUCUUCAACGAAAACGGAGACGCCCCUGGACGCUAUGAGAUCUACCAGUACCAGAUCCAAAACCAAAUGGCUGAAUACAAAAUCAUCGGCCACUGGACAGAUCAGCUCCACAUUAACGUUAGUUCGAUGCAGUGGCCGGGUGGUGUCCGUCAGAUCCCUUCCUCAAUCUGCAGCCAGCCCUGUCAGCCUGGUGAGCGCAAGAAAAUCGUGAAGGGUAUCCCUUGCUGUUGGCACUGCGAGCGCUGUGAUGGUUAUCAGUAUCAGGCCGACACCUACACGUGUAAGAUGUGUCGCUUUGAUUUGCGGCCAAACGAAAAUCACACGGGCUGUGCUCCGAUCCCCAUUGUUAAGCUGGAGUGGAGCUCUCCCUGGGCGGUCAUCCCCGUGCUUAUUGCUGUACUUGGCAUCAUGGCCACUUUGUUUGUGGUGGUCACGUUCAUCCGCCACAACGACACCCCCAUCGUGAAAGCAUCAGGCCGAGAGCUGAGCUAUGUGCUGCUAACUGGCAUCUUUCUCUGUUAUGCCACAACUUUCCUGAUGAUUUCAACCCCUGAUGUAGGAAUCUGCUCCCUGCGGAGGAUCUUCUUGGGUCUGGGGAUGAGCAUCAGCUACGCUGCCCUACUCACCAAAACAAAUCGAAUUUACCGCAUCUUUGAGCAGGGUACCAUGUCCGUAAGUGCACCCAAGUUGAUUUCUCCAGCCUCCCAGCUAGUUAUCACAUUCACCCUGGCAUCAGUGCAGCUGCUCGGGGUGUGUAUCUGGUUUGGCGUUGAUCCUUCCAAGGCCAUAAUUGACUAUGAGGACCAGCGGACGUCUAACCCUGUGCUGGCUCGUGGUGUGCUCAAGUGUGACAUCUCUGACCUGUCUCUCAUCUGCCUGCUGGGCUACAGCAUGCUGCUCAUGGUCACCUGUACAGUCUAUGCCAUUAAAACCAGAGGGGUGCCCGAGACCUUCAAUGAGGCAAAACCCAUCGGUUUUACCAUGUACACCACCUGCAUUAUUUGGCUAGCGUUCAUCCCAAUCUUCUUUGGCACUUCGCAGUCCACGGAAAAGAUGUACAUCCAAACAACCACACUGACCAUCUCGGUGAGCCUGAGCGCCUCGGUGUCCCUCGGGUUGCUCUACAUGCCGAAAGUCUACGUGGUUCUCUUCCACCCAGAGCAGAAUGUGCCCAAGCGCACACGCAGCCUCAAGGCCGUGGUUACUGCCGCCACCAUGUCCAACAAAUUUAACCCCAAGGCUGGACUCAGACCCAACGGAGAAGCAAAAACCGAGCUGUGUGAAAGCCUGGAAACACAAACAUUCCCAACAAAGCAAACCUACAUCAGCUACAGCAACCAUGGAAUCUAAUUGAAGGGACAGAGGUUCUUAUCAUAAUUCAGGAUUUCCACCAUGAUGGACGGAGGAGAUGGGGGAAAAAAAAAAAAAAAAAAAAAGAGGAUGUGUCAUUGAACAAGUGGAGAUCAGAGAAGCUUUGCCCUGGGAAACGACAUGGUGAGGAGAGACCACAAAGACGUGCAGAGACGGACAAACACAGGACCUGGACUGAUAACACUACAUUUCCUAGAUUCCAUCUUUUGUCUGCCUCAGAAGAAUAAACAUGAAAAUGAAAAAUACUUGCAUGGCAGAGACCUGGAGGCUGAAGGACGGUGCUUUCCUUUUGAGUGUUUCAGCUAUGACCUCUUUUGAAGACGUCUCCCGUCGUCCUGAGCAGCGCUGACUGAACCCGAACUGAAAUAAAGAAUAUGUUCAGGUGUUCUCAGUGAUGUCUGCCAGUUUUGCAAACUACAAUUAAUCUUAAAAUUCUCAAGGCAUCACAAGGAAUUAAUCAUCACCAGAAAGGCAUGAAAACGUGGUCCUUGGAUUUCCAAGAGGGGGUUUGUGUUUUGUUCUUAUUUUUUUAUCUCUAAGUGUAUUCUGGUCCCAUGAGUCAAACGACUGGAGAUGGGGAUCAUCUCAACAGUGCAGCAAAUCUCCUGUACCUGACCCUGUAUUUUUAUUUCUUCUUCCACGUUUCCACUGACUUAUCAAGAAUGGCUACACAUAUAAGACGAUCUCUGCUGAUUUUGAGCAUGCCAGUUUCAACAUCCUGUGUUGUGUUGUUUAAAAUAAAAGAGAGAAAAAGUACUAAUAAAAAAAAAACUAAGAAAAUUAAAAAAUUAUAUCUUUGGAAUGCGUUUUAAACUCUGUUGCAGCGUUGUUAACAAUUGUUUGGGCCUGAGCCUAUUGUGCGUUAAAACCUGUUCUCAAAUGGUGACGGUCUAGUGAGUGAUUGUUUAUCUGUGCUUAAGUGAGGCCAUGAUUUGUAUUACCAGCGAGCCCGAGACUGCCACUCAGCAUACCUGUAUGUGCAUUGACACAAGCGGCUCCUGGUUAAAAUGAACAGUGUUUUAGCCGGGAGCAGUCGUCCUGGAUGACCCUCCCAUCACUGCCACCAGCUCUCUCCACCACACGUAGUGUAAGGGUAUUAGGAGGGGAAUUAAGAUGAAGUAUGCCCCUGAGAGGACGGAGCAAUAUGCCCCGAAGGUGAUAUCCAUAAUGGACCGGCCACUGAGGAAAUUCAUUACUAUACAUGUCCUCUCCAGGCACUUUCAUGAUAGGGAGGAGGUGUCAGGGAGUUGUGAGGCUUUUCAACAAAUGAAAAUCUAAUUGCAAACGUAUACAAUAUCUCUAUCCAUCACCCUCAGCUCGCUGAAAAGAUUAAUAGUUGGCUUUGUGCAGUAUAAAAGCCCUCUAAUGUCUUGGGGAAAAUAUUGUGGGGUCAUUUGUGUUGUGAAUUCAAUGCUGCUUUUCAUGCCUCCCUCUGUAUUACUUUCAACACCAUUUGUGUUGCAGAAUAAAACGUGAGUGCUGACCAAAUUAAAUGGUGAGUUAAUGUAUGUUAUUAAAUAUUGAUUGAUGACGUCUGCUUUAUGUCCUGACAUCCUAAAAUUGGGGAAAAUGUAGAAAAAGAUACAGUGCCUGGCUAUCUGACUAUGUAUUUGUAAAACCUCAUGAAAACUAAU